UGCUGUGUUGACGAAGUUGCUGGUACACGAUUCCAAAUUGACGCUCUCGUCCACUAUGGUCGAGCGUGUUUGUCUAAACUUUCUGGCACGCUUCCGGUGCUCUUCGUAUUUGGAAACUGCGCGCCCAAGCGUGGACUGGGUUCGGAGCCCUUCCAGGUAGCAUUGAAACAGCUCGUGGAGAUCAUCACUUCAUCCAAGGCAAAAGAGUCCACCGACCCCGUCCCACUCCUGAUCACUUACGACUUCCGUCUCCGCGAUUUGGCAGUGACGUUUGUAGAUGCUUUGAUUACCUAUGAACAGACGCAGCCGAAACCGGUGAACUCUGAACAGAAGUGGCAUUCCGAACCGGUCCUACGGCGUGGUGGACGCACUUUUCAUCUGUCACGAUCGCAUUCAACAGAAACACCUCCUGCGGGACCUUGGAGUUUGGUUUACUUGGGAAGCAGUCAGGUCUGUCGAACUCAGUCCACAGAUGCUUUCACACUCUAUCGUAUUCUACUUUCCUUACCGGAAGUUACUCUGGGUCAGGCUUUCUCGGUGGAUGCAUCGACUGGUGCUGUAAAUCCGAUUCAAAACCAGAUACAGCUACUCCUUCGACGUCGGUCGUAUUUAAUUGAAAAAGCCAAAGAUGCUGAGAGAGUUGGGAUUCUGAUGGGUACAUUGUCUGUUCGUGAUUACCGACUUGCAGUGGAUCGAGUAGAACGGCUUCUUCAGCGCGCUGGUCGUUUCUACGUUACUUUAGUUGUCGGGCGAUUGAACCAGGCCAAGUUGGCCAACUUACCUGAAUUAGACUUACUCGUCCUGAUCGCUUGUCCCGAAUCCAGUCUGCUAGAUUCCCGUGACCUGCUUGUUCCCGUGAUUACCCCUUUUGAAUUGGAAUGCGCUCUGGGAAGUGGCUACUCAACUCGGUCAUGGACUGGGGAGAAAUGGUGGUUGGACUUUCGUGAUCUGCUCCCGGGUGGGGCUUGCUAUUGUUCCGAAUCUGACCUGAUUCCCGCAGUCGCAUCUGAUCCUGACGCGGAUUCCCACGCAAGUGGUGAUGUGUCAUUAAUCACCGGGAAAUUGCGUGCAUUGCCCAGGAUGAAUCCGGAGGUGAUCAGUUCGGCGGAUCAAGGCAAGGCAAACUGUCUGGUAACCCGCACCGACUGGUCACUCAUCCAGUCCGAAAUGUUGUCGUCGCGGUCUAGUCGGACGUGGUACGGAUUGGAUCCGACUUUGGGUCAGCACGAGGUAUCACACCUGAAAACCGGACGUUCCGGUGUACCUACACAGUAUGAUUCGGAACAGGCUCCCGAAUGA
Molecule: messenger RNA, 1299 nt
Organism: Echinostoma caproni
Lineage: Eukaryota; Metazoa; Platyhelminthes; Trematoda; Plagiorchiida; Echinostomatidae
Source: the annotation of a GenBank genome assembly